Entamoeba invadens IP1 is the source of this 438-nucleotide messenger RNA. RefSeq lists its product as hypothetical. The transcript has a single exon. The coding region runs from base 1 to 438 and encodes 145 amino acids. NCBI's taxonomy places the organism in Eukaryota, Evosea, Mastigamoebida, Endamoebidae. The record is from RefSeq and is a predicted model, not a curated record.
AUGGAACAAGCAAAGAGUUAUUGCAUAUUUUGUUACGCCCCUCUUGAUGACGAAGUCCCAUUGUGUCAAACGUGUUUAGUAAUGCAACUAAAAAUGAAGGAAGUUAUUUGUGAAAGUUUACAGAGUGCGUGUGUUUCAUCGGUGAUGGAGAUUCAGACAUUAAGUCUUGAGCAAAAGAGUAUAAACGAGUUGAUUCGAAAAGAGGAAGAAGCUGUGACCAAACUUGAGACAGAAAUUAAGAAACUACAAAAUACGAAUGAUGCGCUCAACUGUUCUUUUGAGUUUUUAAAAGUUGCCAAUAGAAAACAAUACUCAACAGAAGACCUGUUAUUCGAUAUUAUCAGUGAACUUGCUGCGGGCUCUUAUACAUGUUUGGAUAACUAUAAUAAUAGUAUAACUAAGUUAGUCUAUAGAUAUGACUUAGACUAUGGCGUUUGA